AUGCAGAGGGGCUCCUGCCUGGAGGUCGGAGGCGACCGCGGGGAGCCGGCGCUCUGUGGUCCGGCUCACGAGUCCCUUCUUUGCAGGCACGGCUGCCGGACGGUCAUCGCAAGCCGGAACCUGCAGCGAGUGUCGGAGGCCUCUAAAAAUCUGGUGGCGGCUACGGGCCCGCAGUGCCUGCCUCUGUCCAUAGAUGUCAGGCAGCCCCAAACCAUUGCGGCAGCGGUGGAUGAGGCACUGAAAGAGUUCAAGCGGAUUGACAUCCUCGUUAACGGUGCUGCAGGAAACUUUCUGUGCCCAGCCAGCGCCCUGUCCUUCAACGCCUUCAAAACGGUGAUAGAUAUCGACACCAUCGGCACCUUCAACACCUCCAAAGUCCUCUUUGAGAAAUAUUUCCGGGACCACGGUGGGGUCAUCGUUAACAUCACGGCAACCCUGAGCUACCGAGGGCAGGCCCUCCAGGUGCAUGCUGGUACUGCUAAGGCUGCCAUAGAUGCCAUGACCCGUCACCUUGCUGUGGAGUGGGGACCCAACAACAUCCGAGUGAACAGCUUGGCGCCGGGCCCCAUUACAGGCACCGAGGGCUACCGGCGGCUGGGUGGGAAGUUUGCCGAGGAAGCAAGCCAGUUCGACGUGAUCCCGCUCCAGCGCGCAGGGAACAAGACGGAGAUCGCCCACAGCACGCUGUACCUGGCGAGCCCCCUCUCCUCCUACGUGACGGGCACCACCCUGGUCGUGGACGGCGGGAGCUGGCUGACCUCUGCCAACAACUUCCCCGCCUUGCUGGAUUUCUGGGCUGCAGGAGCAAACAAAAAUCAAUGACGGACAGCCUGGGACUGACCGAUGGACAGAAACGCCACCGAACACUGCUGCUCUGGGACAUCUCGGGGUGACGUCUCCCAGAGUUGGACCCGAUAGCUGCCGCCUCUGAUCGGCGACUGGUGGUGGUGACGCUGCUGAUCCUGCGUCCGCCUGGGGGAGGGAGCACCGGGGGUGCUGGGUGGGGGGCAAGCCCACCCUCGUUCUGUGCCGCUACUUUCUUCUGAGCUGACAUGGCUGAGGGUGCAGGGACAGCGCGGGGCGUGCAGGCUGUGAUGUUCACUGUCAGUUUGUGUCUCCCUCCGAGUUGCUCUCCUGGCCUUUCCUGAGUCCCAGGCAGUGCUGCCCGUGGAUAUCCGUCCUCAUCCUCCCCUCUCCCCCAUCUCAGCCCGAGAGCUGCCCAGGACCCCCGGCAGCAGCUCCUUUUUGGGAGGGGGGAGUAGUUCAGCCCGUCUGGGGUUGAGAUCGGCCUUCGUGCUGGGGGCAGCUCGGGCUUGGCAGCAGUAGCUGGCGGCUCUUGGAGGGGAAACAAGGACCAAGCUGGCCCCUGGCAGGGGGAAACGGCCCUGUCCCCGCGGGGGGGGGGGUGGUGUGUGUGUCCUGGAUGGGGUAGUGGUCCCCGGAGGCUGAUGCAGAUGCAGCUGGGAUGUCCCUCUCCUGGGAGCAGAGGUGGUGUGAGGUCAAAUCCCACCGGAGCUGGCUCUGUACUGCUGAGGACGGUAGCACCGAAUCUUUUGGGAGCCUGAGAUGUCCAGUUGUCUGUCCAGCACCCAUCUGUCUGUCACGCCAGUCUCAUGCUGUCUCCUUUCUUUGUACAGACGCUACAGCUGAGGGUAAAUCAAGGGCCAGCUGAAAUUCAGUCCUUUCCCAGCAGGGCUCUGAGCUGACGAGCUGCAGGGGCCGCACCGGGUCCGCACCGGGCUGCUGGAGCCAAACACGUCCCUGGUGCCAGCGCCUCAGGGGACACGCACCGCUCGCGUGCAGCAGCCUCCUGCUGCUGACGGCAAUUUUUAAGCUUAUCCUGAAUUCCGUGAAGCUUGUUUUCCUACUAGAUUGCAUUUCCUACUUGAUUGUAGACUUGCCAGGUUUUGCUCCUUCCUCCAGGCCACGAAUAAAGAACUUCCACCCUGA
Molecule: messenger RNA, 1950 nt
Organism: Pygoscelis adeliae (Adelie penguin)
Lineage: Eukaryota; Metazoa; Chordata; Aves; Sphenisciformes; Spheniscidae
Gene: DECR2
Product: 2,4-dienoyl CoA reductase 2, peroxisomal
Exons: 8
Coding region: 1-822 (273 amino acids)
Biological process (GO): fatty acid catabolic process
Molecular function (GO): 2,4-dienoyl-CoA reductase (NADPH) activity
Source: RefSeq, a predicted model, not a curated record